This is a messenger RNA of Hibiscus syriacus, 688 nucleotides long. Its product is annotated as protein translation factor SUI1 homolog 2-like. The coding region runs from base 169 to 510 and encodes 113 amino acids. NCBI's taxonomy places the organism in Eukaryota, Viridiplantae, Streptophyta, Magnoliopsida, Malvales, Malvaceae. Gene Ontology annotation, biological process: translational initiation. The transcript has 5 exons. The record is from RefSeq and is a predicted model, not a curated record. Gene Ontology annotation, molecular function: RNA binding; translation initiation factor activity.
GAACAAAAUUUAACUCCACCACCGCCCCCCCAAACGCCUCAGACUUUAUCCGAAUUUUAGGGUUUCCCCCCUAAUAAUUCCGAAUCCCAGUUCUCUGAAAGAAACCCUAAAAUCCUCGGAUCAGGUCUGAGUUUGUGGUUGUUAGGCCUCUUUGAUCAACUAAGUUUCAUGUCUGAUCUUGACGUUCAGAUUCCUAAUGCUUUUGAUCCCUUUGCUGAUGCAAAUGCUGAGGACUCAGGUGCCGGUUCAAAGGAGUACGUGCAUAUUCGUAUUCAGCAAAGGAAUGGUCGGAAAAGCCUGACAACUGUCCAGGGGUUGAAGAAAGAAUUCAGCUAUAACAAGAUACUUAAAGACCUCAAGAAGGAGUUUUGCUGCAAUGGCACGGUGGUCCAGGACCCUGAACUAGGACAGGUUAUUCAACUUCAAGGUGACCAGCGCAAGAAUGUAUCGACCUUCCUUGUUCAGGCUGGCAUUGUGAAGAAGGACAACAUCAAAAUCCAUGGUUUCUAAUCCUGCAGCUUCGUGAAAUUUUCUACCUAGUCGCGAUCCCUGUGUCGAGGCAAGAAAUAACAGCUAUCUCCUUAGAUUAUAUGUCCAUGCAGUUAUAUUGUUUCUAUGUCGGUUUGAUAACAACUUAUGCAUCGUGUGUUUCUUGUGCUUUUAAGUUUACUGGACUUCGUUGGAUGAU